This is a messenger RNA of Hemibagrus wyckioides, 10531 nucleotides long. RefSeq names its product chondroitin sulfate proteoglycan 4 (gene cspg4). NCBI's taxonomy places the organism in Eukaryota, Metazoa, Chordata, Actinopteri, Siluriformes, Bagridae. The coding region runs from base 85 to 7029 and encodes 2314 amino acids. The record is from RefSeq and is a predicted model, not a curated record. The transcript has 10 exons.
CCAGCACAGACCUCCAAGUCCCUAAACGCAGGCAGUGCUGUGAAUGGAGAGCUAGACGAGGAGACUGCAGAACAUACCGGCAACAUGAUAGUGCUGCGUUUAGUCCUGUGCGCUGUUCUGGCUCUGCUAGGUCUGCCUCAUGCAAGCUAUGGAGUUUCAUACUUUGGGGAUAGCUACUGCCGAAUAGAUGUGGUGCAGGAUCUGUUAAGUUUUCAGCUGUCACUCCAGUUUAAGACAAGUAGACGCAGUGGGCUGCUUCUUCUAGCUGCUGGAAACAGAGACUACCUGUCUCUAGAGCUCAUCAAUGGCAGGUUACAGGCAAGAAUGGAUAUGGGCUCUGGGGAAGUGUUGCUGAGCUCCUCUGGUGUGCAACUUAACAAUCUUAUAGAACAUCAUGUUUCUCUUAAACUACAAGAAAACAAACUCACCAUGACUGUAGACGGCCUUUUUUCAACAUACGUUGACGUACCUGGGGAGGAAGAGGACCUCAGUAUUGACAUGGGAGUGUUCCUAGGAGGCGUAAGAGACUUAGAUGUUGAGUACUUUGGCACUGCUAUCCCUUUCCUCCGUGGCUGUAUGAGUGACAUAAAGUUUGAAUCUCAUCAGUUUAAUAUUUUAUCAUCAGCUGCAACUGUUUGCCAUGACAUUAAAGAUGGCUGCAGCAAUGAGUUCGAAGCAGGAAAUGGAGAGGCUACCAGCUUUAUCACUCCAGACUCCUUUGUAGCCUUCCCAGCCUGGACCAGAGCUAGCACUGGUUCUCGCAAUGUGGAAUUUCUGAUGAAAACUACUAUCGAAGAUUCUCUGCUUCUCUUUCAUCCAGGUGACGGGUCUGAUUUUAUUGCAUUGGGUAUGACUGGAGGGUACCUGAAAGGUGUGGCAGAUCUGGGCAGUGGCAUAAAAACUCUGGACAAUGGGAACGUACAGCUGGAUGAUGAUCAAUGGCACAGGAUAAGAAUGCAGGUUGAUCCAAACACUUUUGAGAUAACAGUCGAUAGUCAGUCUGUCUCUGCUCCACUGGAUGGAUCAGAAAACCUGGACCUUGUGGGAAAUCUGUACUUAGGAGGUAUCCAGGGGAAAAUGAAAGAUGUAUUCCGUGAUAGCCACCUGACUCGUAUGGAAGAGGAGCUAACGUCAGAGUCUUUCAUUGGUUGCUUAGGAGAAAUCAAGGUAAACCAGAAAGUCAGGAGCCUGCAAGAUGCCCUGAUAACCAAAGAUGUUCAUGUUAAAUGCGAAGGAGAAGAUUAUGACUAUUCCAGCUAUUACGAUGAAGCGUCCACAACUACAGCCCCGCCACGGAUAAGAUAUGUUAGUGUAACCCCAGAUAACAGGCACUGUUUGCCAACUGAGGACAUGCCAGAAAUCUUUCGAAAUGUCUCAAAGCUCUUGGACGUCACCCCUCUCCUGGUUCCAGAGAGUGGAGAUGCUUUUAUAGAUAUAAGCAACCUGAACCCAACGUUCGAUCUAAAUGCCGCAGGAAUCCGACAGUCGCAAAUUAUUUUCACCCUUCAGAAUGAUCCUUGGUAUGGGCUUGUAGACAUGAACCUCAACACUCGGCGCACUAAGAAGUUUACACUUCUAGAUGUGGUGAAUAAGAAGAUUAAGUAUCUUCAUGAUGGCAUUGAAAAGUACAGUGAUCAAAUCCAACUAGAAGUGGUUGCCCAUGGUUCCAACCUCCCAGAGUGUUUGAAAACCCCCCACCAAUACACGCUUCCAGUAGAAAUUCUCCCUGUCAGUGACAUACCCCAGCUUAGCAGUGGAGACAUUGCUAUCACAGCAAAUGGACGCACUCGCUUAAGCCCUAACAUUGUCAAAUUAGCUGAUUCUGACAAGCGGUGUGAUAAAUUGAUUGUUACUGUUACAUCAGAUCCAGACUCUCAUGGUUACUUAGAGAAUUCAGAGCAGCCUGGUAAGAAUCUGAGAGAGUUCACCUGCAGACAGCUCAAGGAUGGACUUAUUUACUAUGUCCACAAAGGAGGCUUAGUGGAUGCACUCACCCUAGAAGUUUCAGACAGUAAUCAGAAUAGCCAGUCAGCCACCCUGAUACUGGAAGUGACUCAACCACAUAUGAGCCUGGUGACAAAUACCGGACUACGCCUCAUUCAGGGAGCCAACUCCACCAUAGGGAUCCAGAACCUGGCUGUGUCUGCCACUCCCAAAAAUGGAGACAUCAUAUUCAACGUCACACAUCCUUUGAGUUUUGGAGAACUGCAACUUAUUGGACAUGACAGUGUGCCAAAAAGAGUGACUCAAUUUUCUCAGUCUGAUCUGGAGCAGAAUAGACUACUGUACACUACUACAACAUCAGCUGAUCUGGAGGACAUAGAAACAGAGUACAUUGAUUUUAAUGUUCAGCUCGGACAGUUCACUCUUCCAGACAAUACAUUCAUCGUUAAGAUCAUGCCUGCUCAGGAAGUAACAGCAAAUAUCGUCCCUUUUGAAAUUGUAUCAAAUGAACCAAGAGUUAUCAAACAAUCUGAGUUAGAAGCUACGGUGAAAGGGAAGAAUAUUGACUCAGCUCUUAUCAAAUACAUCAUUUGGAGCCGUCCGACAAUGGGUUCCUUGAUGUUGCGGGAUAAGGAUCUGACAGAUAGAGACAGCUUCACCCAACGUGAUAUUGAUGCUGGACAUAUCAGUUACAGGCGCACAAUUAACACAUCUUUUGAUACUAAGGACAAUUUUCAGUUUAAGGUUUUUGCAGAUGAUCAUUAUUCUCAAUUGUACACAUACCCAAUCAGUGUCAAAGCUGUCUCCGCUUUCCCUGUACUAACCAAUAAGAGACUGCUGGUACUGGAAGGGAAUGAAAGUACCCUUAGUAAAGAACAUCUCUGGAUGCAGUCUCUGCAAUCCACAGACUUUGUUUACAGGAUCACAGAAGACCCUAUGCAUGGACAUCUCAUUCGGGACUCGCCUCCUGGUGUGCCAAGGUUCGAGGGUGCAAUUCGAGUCUUCAGUAAUGAAGAUAUACUUUUAAACAGACUUAUCUAUAAACAUGACGGCUCAGAGACCAGCCAUGACCAAUUCACCUUUCUUGUCUUUGAAGUAAAUACAGCUAGCACUAAUGUUCAGACUGAAGGACAGGAGGUGCUCAAAGGAACAUUUAACAUAGCAAUUCAAUCCAGAAAUGAGUAUGUACCUCAGAGGGUCAUUAAUAAACCCUUUCAUGUGGUAAGAAAUGGCCAGCGUUUACUAACCACUGAUGACAUACUAUUCAGGGAUGACGACUCUGGCUUUAAUGACACUCAACUGGUUUAUGUUCGAGUGGGAAUUCUCUCAGGUAGCAUUGUGUCUUCUGCAGACACUUCACAAGCUCUCUACCGUUUCACACAGGCAGAUCUGAGAGAUGGGAAUGUUCUGUUUGUCCAUCAUGGUGCUGACCGGGAGCUGUUUCAGCUUCAAGUGUCUGAUGGAUUGCACAAGUCCACAGCACUGCUAGAGGUGCAGGCAGGUGAACCAUACCUGCAUGUAGUCAAUAACUCCUUGGUUGUCAUGGACUAUGGCAGCACCAAGACUCUCGACACCAGUCUGCUGGGCACAGAGUCCAACAUGGACAUUAGGAGUGAUUCAGAAAUUAUAUAUGACAUAAACACUCCUCCUAGCGAUGGCAGGAUUAUAGUCAGUGGUGUUGAGGCUAACCGGUUCACUCAGGAAGACCUCAAGAAAGGUGUGGUGUCCUAUGAGCACAGUGAUCAGAGCCUCCGGUCCACGGACUCCUUCACCUUCACUGUGAGAACAAAAGAUAUGUCUGAGAAAGGCACUUUCAAAAUUAAGAUCUUCAAGCAAGGAUAUUUGUCUGAACCUCAUGUUACCACUAAUAAAGUCAUCAUUGCAUAUGAGGGCGAGCAUUCUGUCAUCGAUCAGGAUCAUCUCAGGGUGGAGCAGGACAACAUCUCGCCUGCUGAGAUAGUGUUCACCAUUAAAGAACCUGCACUUAUGGGCCAUGUGGUCAAACUGACCAAUGAUACAGAAACCACAAUGUCUCCUGUGCUGGACUAUAUCCAGUCUUUUACACAAGAGGACAUAAACAUGGGCACGGUUUUAUAUGUGUCAGCAUCUCUACAGGGUCAAGACAGGUUUAUUCUAGAUAUCAGUAAUGGCUUCACUACAAUCAAGGGCCUCGAGGUGCAGGUGGAUAUCAUGCCCCGCUUCAUACCUGUCCAAGUGGCCAACUUUACAGUGAGGGAAGGCGAUGCUGUUACUCUUACUGAAGACAUUCUCAACAUCACGCACCCUUUCUUCCGGUCAGUUCAUGUCGAAUUCCUUUUGGAGGAGGCACCUCAGCAUGGAGAUAUCAGAUAUAUAGACAGGGACGAUGAUGGGCUCGUGUCUUUCACUUGGGAUGAUGUGCAGCAGGGAACUGUCUACUACCUUCACGACAGCAGCGAGUCCACAGAGGACAGUUUCAUGUUCUCAGCCACUGCUUUUGAGUUAAUGCGCCGCAGCCUCCCCAUCACCAUCAGCAUCACGGUGAUCCCCGUCAACGACGAGGCGCCGCAGCUCAAGCACAACACAGGCCUGGAGCUUCUUGUUGGUGAAGAAACAGAAAUCACUAGCAAAGCAUUGAGCACUGAAGAUAUGGACAGCCCUCCAGACAAGCUGGUGUACAACAUCGAGGGAAUCCAGAAUGGCAUCAUCGCUCUGAAAGAGUCACCUGAUUACAGUGUUGAAAAAUUCACCCAAGCUCAGAUCAACAACGGCGAGGUCAUUUUCAUCCAUAAAGGAUCUGAAUCUGGAGGUUUCAGUUUCACAGUGACAGAUGGAGAACACACAUCUCCUCUCCACCACUUCGUCGUUACUGUCCGGCAGCUGACAAUCUCCAUGGAAGUACAAGGCGAGCUACUGGUCUUUCCUGGCUCCAGGCAAGUCAUCAACAGCAAUAUCCUGCGAGCAGUGACCAGUGAGGACGGAGAUGAUAUCAACUAUUCUCUCGUUAAGCCUCCACGACUAGGACGACUCAUUAAGCCCAACCAGAGUGGACAAUUUGAGAAAAUCAGCCAAUUUACACAAACCGAUCUGGAUGCUGGUGCAAUUUAUUAUGAACACCAGAUGCCAUCAGAGUCCUUCUGGGUAGUAAAAGAUGCUGUAGAACUCGAGCUGUCAUCACCACCAGCGGCAAAACUCCAACACACUCUUCCUGUUACUGUGUCAUACUACGCCACCCAUCGCAAUGUGUCUUCACAGCUGUGGAAGAACAAAGGUAUGUCAGUGGUGCAGGGGCAAUCUAAGGUGUUUGAUGUGUCCAUUCUGGAUGCAUCCAACCUGCUAGGCAGUGUUCCACAGGAAAAACGGAUAGGCCAGGACAUAGUUUUUGAGGUACGGCAGUUCCCUAAACAUGGCCGACUCACUCUUGGAGGUGAUGACCUUCCUCAUGAUGCACCGUAUUUCAUGCAAGAUGACAUCAUUAAAGAGAAGCUGGAAUACUAUCAUGAUGACUCAGGAGCAUCUUCAGACAGAUUUUCUUUCCGUGUGAUGCUCAACCCCCAUGGUCGCCCCCCUCAGGCUGUACCUGGUGCUGUGGUGUUGGAGGAGGUCUUUCUGAUCUCAAUCAGACAAAGGGACUCUAGCCCUCCAGAGCUAGUCAAUCUGGAUCUGCUGCUGGAGGCUCGGCAGGGAUCUACCACUGUAGUGUCCAAGCAAUACCUCAAUACAAUGGACCAAGACAGUACACCAGAUGAGGUCAGGUUCACCAUCUUAAAGAGCCCUACUAAUGGACACAUCAUUAACACAGAUACUGGGGACAGGAUAACACAUUUCACCCAAGAGGAGGUGAAUAUGGGCCAGGUAGCUUUUGUGAGCGAUGGUAGCUUGUCUGACGGUUUUAUGGAGUUCACUGUUUCUGAUGGGAAACACCAGUCAGAACCAUUCAUGUUGCACAUCGGCAUUCUGGCUAAGAAACUAGUGCUUAAUAAGGUGCAGGAGAUCCAAGUCAAGCAAGGAGAUGACGAGACUCCUAUCACAGAGGCCAUGUUGAAAGCAACCACAGGAGGGCCAGUAGAUGAAGAAGUAAUAUAUAAAAUUACAAAUGUUCCCAAGUAUGCAGUAGUGAUGGUGGAUAGGCGGCCUACCUCUGCCUUUACCCAAAAACAGAUAACGGAAGGUAGAGUGAGUGUUCGCUUUAUCAAGUCCACUUCUUCAAAUGACAGUUUUUCCUUUGUAGCCCGCAGCAGAGCCGCUAACGUUUCCUCCAGCCUCGACAUCAGAGUCAAACCCUUAGUAAAUGUGGCCAAGGAUCCCUUACUCCCACGUGGCACUAUAGUUCUGGUGGACAGAAAGCUGUUAGAUGCAACCCCACUUGCCAACAAGACCAAAACUUCACCAACCUUCAGCUUGACCCAGCAGCCAAAGGGAGCAAGGUUUGUAAGAAGAGGAGGGUCUGCGGAUGGCCAGCCUAUGGAAUCCUUUUCCCAGAGAGAUCUUGAUGAAGGACGAGUGGCUCUAGAGCUCCUGAACUCCACUGGGGAUGCAAAGGACAAAGGUCAAGAUCAGGAUGAGGCUCGCUUCCUCCUCAAGGCACAUGGAGUUCCUCCAGCAGAGUGCAUUCUUUCCUUCCAGACAGAGCCUUAUGACCCGACAGGAAUCUAUGGUGCUACAGUACUUGAGGUCCCCACAUCUGUGGACACUUCUGACACAAGUAAAGCAGACCAGCCUGAUGCCAGACGGAGAGGGGAGGAAAACUGGCCAUAUGAAGCAGGUCCCACCACACCUUCUACCAAUGCCCAUAAAUCCCCUGUUUCUAGACGGAACUCACUAUGGGCCAUCCUUAUACCCAUAUUAGUCAUCCUCCUUCUACUGCUCAUAGCUGGUAUGCUAGCAUAUUACUUGGUGCGUCGCAACAAAACCGGAAAGCACAACGUUCAGAAUGCUUCCAGCAAGCCAAAAAAUGGAGAGGUGGCUCAGGAAACCUUCAGAAAAACUGAUCCAGCAAAUAACAUCCCCAUGUCCAAUGUGGAGUCUAAAGACGCAGAUCCUGAAUUACUGCAGCACUGUCGGACAACGAACCCAGCCCUGAAAAAGAACCAGUACUGGGUAUGAGAGGAGAAAUCUAGGACUCUGUUCCAUCAUGCUGUAUUGACCUUUAGUAUAUAUUGACAGAUUUUUUUUUUUUGAAUACUUUCUUGAGUCAUUCCUAACAGUAUUAUGAAGAUACAAGCGGUUAAGAAAAAUUUUUGGUGGAUAAGUUAACUUUUGAUCCAUUAGUUGUCAUGUGCGAUGAGUGCAUGUAAACAUUUCUCACAUGAAUCUGCUUCUGUUUUAUACUGACGAAAGACCAAGUCUUAUGAGGACUGGUUUAUGCACCUUUUCAUUGUUAAAAAACAGAUUUAAGUAAAAGUCUACAGUUCUCAUUGAAUGACCCAGUAAUUUCAGGCCCAAACAUGUUUACAUGUUCCUUUAUUGGUUAGUCAGGUGAAAUAUCAGGUUGUUUGCCAAACUAUUGUACAGUGUACAUUACAACGAUAGUUGUAAUGAGUUGAUUGAGAAGGUUUUGGGUUGGGUUUUUUUGUUUGUUUGUUUGUUUGUUUUUAGAUUUUUUAGUCAGCUAGAGAACAAGCUAUUGAUAAACAAUUGAUAGACUGACAUUAAUUUCUAAUAUUUAAAUUGUUCUUUUGGACAUGAACAUUACCUAAUAUGUUUGAAAAUUUUAUAUGUAUUUUGAAAGUAAAUAAAUUGUAAGUUUAAUGAUGCAUGAAUAUGCCCCAUAUAUAUAUAUAUGGAUUUUGUGUAUAUACACUAUAUUGCCAAAAGUAUUCGCUCACCCAUCCAAAUAAUCAGAAUCAGGUGUUCCAAUCACUUCCAUGGCCACAGGUGUAUAAAAUCAAGCACCUAGGCAUGCAGACUGUUUUUACAAACAUUUGUGAAAGAAUGGGUCGCUCUCAGGAGCUCAGUGAAUUCCAGCGUGGAACUGUGAUAGGAUGCCACCUGUGCAACAAAUCCAGUCGUGAAAUUUCCUCGCUCCUAAAUAUUCCACAGUCAACUGUCAGCUGUAUUAUAAGAAUGUGGAAGUGUUUGGGAACGACAGAAACUCAGCCACGAAGUGGUAGGCCACGUAAACUGACGGAGCGGGGUCAGCGGAUGCUGAGGCGCAUAGUGCGAAGAGGUCGCCAACUUUCUGCAGAGUCAAUCGCUACAGACCUCCAAACUUCAUGUGGCCUUCAGAUUAGCUCAAGAACAGUGCGCAGAGAGCUUCAUGGAAUGGGUUUCCAUGGCCGAGCAGCUGCAUCCAAGCCAUACAUCACCAAGUGCAAUGCAAAGCGUCAGAUGCAGUGGUGUAAAGCACGCCGCCACUGGACUCUAGAGCAGUGGAGACGCGUUCUCUGGAGUGACGAAUCGCGCUUCUCCAUCUGGCAAUCUGAUGGAUGAGUCUGGGUUUGGCGGUUGCCAGGAGAACGGUACUUGUCUGACUGCAUUGUGCCAAGUGUAAAGUUUGGUGGAGGGGGGAUUAUGGUGUGGGGUUGUUUUUCAGGAGCUGGGCUUGGCCCCUUAGUUCCAGUGAAAGGAACUCUGAAUGCUUCAGCAUACCAAGACAUUUUGGACAAUUCCAUGCUCCCAACUUUGUGGGAACAGUUUGGAGCUGGUCCCUUCCUCUUCCAACAUGACUGUGCACCAGUGCACAAAGCAAGGUCCAUAAAGACAUGGAUGACAGAGUCUGGUGUGGAUGAACUUGACUGGCCUGCACAGAGUCCUGACCUCAACCCGAUAGAACACCUUUGGGAUGAAUUAGAGCGGAGACUGAGAGCCAGGCCUUCUUGUCCAACAUCAGUGUGUGACGUCACAAAUGCGCUUCUGGAAGAAUGGUCAAAAAUUCCCAUAAACACACUCCUAAACCUUGUGGACAGCCUUCCCAGAAGAGUUGAAGCUGUUAUAGCUGCAAAGGGUGGACCGACGUCAUAUUGAACCCUAUGGAUUAGGAAUGGGAUGUCACUUAAGUUCAUAUGCGAGUCAAGGCAGGUGAGCGAAUACUUUUGGCAAUAUAGUGUAUAUAUAUAUAUAUAUAUAUAUAUAUAUAUAUAUAUAUAUAUAUAUAUAUAUAUAUAUAUAUAUAUAUAUAUAUAAAUCCAUUUAUUUUACUUAAUUGAACAUAUGAAAGAGAAUAUAUGAACUUUUAAUUGAAAAAAAAAACAUUUUUAAAUUAGGGUGGGGGGUUUUUAGCCUAAAAAUAUACUAUUUUGUUUUUGUCUGUAGCACAUUGUGCCGUAAAUCCCUCAGUGCUUUGGUGAUGUAACAACUGAAACAACUGAGAUUUUAUCCAUACAUCCACUGGACUGAUUUAAGGCACUGAAGAACAAUUUCUAUAUAAGUCUAUAAAUAUAUAUCACUGAAGCCAAAAGGAAAUGGCCCAGCAUCUCUAUUGGCUGACACAGUUGAUGUUGUGGUCAUUAUUCUGAACUCGUGGCUCCGUUUUCCAUUCAUGUAAUCGAAAACAAAGCUAUAAUUAUAUAUUUAGUCAUAGGAAAAUAUGGGCUGAUGAGCAAUUCUCUUGUAUUGUAUUUCACAUGCGUGGAAAAUGUGCUUUUGUCAUUUUAACAUUUCCAGUUUUAUUAUAUUGCAAGGUUCUGAGGUAUUCUCAUCUAGCUGAUUUUAGUGACUUUGCCUAUUUUUUUAUUCUUUGCUUGGAGAGUUCCACAUCCUUUUUAUAUUUUCUAGUAUAUAUACCACUUUCACAUGUAGUUUAGAGAGUUACCUCUUCUAGAACAGUAAGAGAACUAUGGUUUGCCCAGCGGACUUGCUUUCACCUAAAGCACCUCAGUAACUUGGUCUGUUGUGGUGGACUACACAUACACAUUCCCUAGCUUUUCUGUAUCAUAUUUUAAUGUGAUAUAUGUUGAAAAUAAGGAGAUAACACACAUGUAUGAAGAACUGUCACAUUUUAGUUCUUCCUUAAAAGUCAGAUCAGGAUUCGGGAAUAAUCCUUGUUAUUGUCUCUGAUGUAUUUGGUCCCUUAAUGUGUUUAUAUUUUGAUCUGUAUAUUUUUAAAUUGUCCAUGCAGACAUUUGGACACAGUGCCACUGAGAUGCAUUCAUACUCUUUAAAUUGGCCUAAAUGAAUAUUUAGGUCAUAUUGCAGUAUUUUAUUCUGUAUCAUUAAAUCCUGUGAUAUUUUGUUUUCCCCUGAGAGUAGAAAUUAAUACCCAUUAUCUUUCAAAAGAUUCUUCAUAUUUCUAUCUAUGUGUGUUCCUGUAGUUAAUAUUAAGCCCUGGGAUAACUAUUAGCUGUUAUCUAAUUUGAGAAUGAAAUAUAACUCAGGUUUUAGGUUUUAGAGAAUUUAUACCAUGAUGUAUCAAGAGUAUAUUACAAACAGGGAUGAAUUUCUAUUUUUAAAAGCUAUCAACCUGCCCUUUUUUUUUAUGUUUGUCUUCUUUGUAAAUAUUAUUAAAGAUUUUUUUUUUCAGCCUGGCUAAACAUGCUAAAUUCUGUGGUGUGCUCAUGUAACUGGGUUUUUUUCUUUCUUUUUUUUUAAUUUAUUUUUUCAUUCUAGGCUUGAUAUACUUUGUCAAUAUUGCUCAACAAAUGAAAUAAAAUAAAAAUAAAAAACAGAA